Messenger RNA from Pezoporus flaviventris, 1821 nucleotides. RefSeq names its product AKT interacting protein (gene AKTIP). The record is from RefSeq and is a predicted model, not a curated record. Lineage: Eukaryota; Metazoa; Chordata; Aves; Psittaciformes; Psittacidae. Bases 118 to 999 code for a protein of 293 amino acids. The transcript is spliced from 10 exons.
GCAGGGCCGUGCGUGCAGCGGAGCGGCGGGAGCCUCAGCGCGGGGUAUAAACCGGAGGAGCCUGAGGAUACUCUGAAGACACUGAAAAGUUGUGGUUCUUUAUUUGGAAUACACGUUAUGAACCCUUUCUGGAGCAUGUCUACAGGUUCUGUGCGCAAGAGACCUGAUGCUGAAGAGAAAACUUUGAGUGGAGAGGUACGAACCAGUCCUCUACGAGCCUCUGCAAAGAAACAAUUGCCUUCUAUUCCAAAGAAUGCUGUGCCAAUAACCAAGCCUGCUUCACCUGCCAUGUCGUCCCAGUCAACAAAUGGAACACACGCUUCCUAUGGGCCAUUUUAUUUGGAGUAUUCCCUACUUGCAGAAUUUACCUUGGUUGUAAAGCAGAAAUUGCCAGGUGUCUAUGUGCAGCCAUCUUACCGAUCAGCAUUAAUGUGGUUUGGUGUAAUAUUCAUAAGACAUGGGCUCUACCAGGAUGGUGUGUUUAAAUUUACUGUCUAUAUUCCUGAUAAUUAUCCAGAUGGAGACUGCCCGCGCUUGGUUUUUGAUCUGCCUGUCUUCCAUCCACUAGUAGAUCCUUUGUCUGGUGAACUGGAUGUGAAAAGAGCAUUUGCAAAGUGGAGACGAAAUCAUAAUCAUAUAUGGCAAGUAUUAAUGUAUGCUCGCAGAGUCUUCUACAAGAUUGAUACAACUACUCCCCUGAACCCUGAGGCUGCAGUGCUGUAUGAAAAAGAUAUUCAGCUGUUCAAAAGUAAAGUGGUGGACAGUGUCAAACUAUGCAGCAGUCAUUUAUUCGAUCAGCCCAAAAUAGAGGAUCCAUAUGCAAUCAUUUUUUCUCCAUGGAAUCCAGCUAUACAUGAUGAAGCUAGAGAGAAGAUGUUGUCUCAGAAGAAGAAGCCAGAAGAUCAGCACUGCAAAAGCAUGCAUGUUUCUGGCCUCUCCUGGGUAAAGCCUGGCACAGUUCAGCCUUUCAGCAAAGAGGAGAAGACAAUGCCUACUUAGCUCUUCUGGACAAUGGUGCACAAAACACUUUCUGUGGGUGGAGGGAAUGUAACAGAAGGAGAAACAGCAAAGCAGCAGUUUCCUCUUAACUAUGGAUUAGUAAAAACUGAAUGGUAGCAGUGACUCCAGUAAACCUGUUCAUUGGAUUACUGACUCUUAAGGUUUUACAUAUGCAUUAGGUUUUAAAGGCUUGCCUGGAGUUUGGAAGUCUCUCUUGAACACUGACUGACUGCAGUGCUUCUACUUGAAGACUGUCUAUGGUGGGUAGUUCCUCAGGGCUCUGAAAUGCCUGGAGGCUUUGGGUUGGUUUUUAAGCUUUUAUUUUUUCCCUCCAGGAAUAGCAGGUUUUUUUUAAAUCUUAAAUUACUGGCAGAAAUAUUAGUAUUGGAGAUAUGAUGCCAGAGGUAAGCUGUGUUCAUGUAAACUAAUAUAGCAGAGUUAAACAUUAUAUUUAAUGGUUUUAAAUACUUUUGGUUUCUAUUGUAAAUAUAUUAGGAUUUGAAAUUGUAAAUAGGCGGUUCAUUGACUUCAUUUAGCACUUUCCUGAGAUAAAGCUGGGGAUGAUGUAUGAUAUAUUAUUGAUAUGUAAAUGAUACUGUCACUAAAGCGCACAUUAGUUUGAUAGCGUGAAAGCAGAAUGACAGGCUUCUUACUUUUAUUACAUUAACACUAAAAUCAAAGCUUGUAAUGGUGGUUUCUUGAGCUAAUAAAAUCAUACAGAAUUUUAGAUUCCCUAGCUGUCUAGGGGAAGGGGAUUACUUAGGAUAGCUUGACUAAUGUGUGUUAACAGUGACAUCUUAAAAUAAAAAGAACUUGUGAUCU